AUGCAGAAGGGAUUGACCAACAUUGAAAUUGAGACUGACUCACAGACAGCUAUGAAGUUGAUUCGAGAUGGAUCUGCAGCAAACUCUCCCUAUCGAGCACUCAUUGAGGAUGCUAAUUUCCUUCUACGAUGCUGCCAAUGCACACUUAAAGCCAUCCCUAAAGAAGUUAAUCAGAGUGCUGAUGCUCUGGCUAACUUAUUAGGUAGUAACUGUAAUUGCAUUAUGGAAGUUCUAUUUGAGUUUUGUGACAUGUCUGGUCAAAAAAUUAAUUUUCAUAAAUCCAAAAUGUACAUUUCCCCCAACAUCCCUAGAAGAGAAGCUCUCCCUCUCAGCAAUAUGUGUGGCAUCUCCAUCACUACUGACCUAGGGAAAUACCUGGGUACUCCUCUCCUUCACACUAGAGUUAGCAAAACUCAUUUACAAGAUAUUCUUGACAGAAUGGCCAAAAAACUAUCUGGUUGGAAAGCCAAAAAUUUAUCUCUUGCAGACAGAGCUACCCUAGUCAAGGCUGUCACUUCUUCCAUGCCUAAUCAUCUAAUGCAAACCAUGGAAAUUCCAAGAAGGGUAUGUGACCAAAUUGAUAAACUAAAUAGAAAUUUUCUCUGGGAUAAUACAGAGGAUAGGAAGAAAGUUCAUCUUGUUAACUGGCAGCAGGUUUGUAAAUCUAAGAGGAAUGGGGGCCUUGGUAUAAGACAAGCUAGAGUCCAGAAUUUAGCUCUCAUAUCUAAGCUGGGAUGGAAAUUGACUAUUAACUCUGAUGAGCUUUGGUGCAAAAUUCUAAAAGCCAAAUAUCUCAAGCACCAUCAGUCUCUAACUAGCCCACCCAAAGAAGAGCAUCACACACUUGGAAAAGCAUUAUCAGGAAUGAGGAGGUCCAGAGUAAGAAUAUAA
Messenger RNA from Camellia sinensis, 891 nucleotides. The record is from RefSeq and is a predicted model, not a curated record. Lineage: Eukaryota; Viridiplantae; Streptophyta; Magnoliopsida; Ericales; Theaceae.